CCACCACAAAGUAAUGUACGAAAUAAUCUCUGACAGAUUGAAAAAAGGGUCUGAAUUUGGUCAAUGAGGAAACAACUUGUUGACAGUCUCGCUCAAUAAACAAUAUUAUUCAUUGACUUCUCAUCAUCAUACUAUAUAUUUUAACACCCAUGAAUCAUGGCCAUCUCUUCUCUAGAUCCCAACCCUCAUAUAUAUAACUCUCUUAAUUCUUACUUCAUUGUUAUUCACAUAUAUUAUUAUUACAAAUAUAUAUAUCUUGUAAAGACACAAGAUAUAUAUAGAAAAAAUAAUUAAGUACAAGAAUGGCGAACUGGGGGCUGAAGAAUUGUUGUAAUCAUGAUCAAUUAGUGUUCCUCAUUACUCUUGCUUUCUGUGUUGUUGUCAUUCUUGCGCUAUGGAGGACGAUAGUGCUUUUACCAUUCAAGCUCGUCACUGUAUUUCUUCAUGAAGCAAGUCACGCUGUUGCUUGCAAACUUACAUGCGGCCAUGUGGAAGGGAUGCAGAUCCAUGCAGAUGAAGGGGGGUCGACUCAGACUCGUGGUGGUGUAUAUUGGUUUAUCUUACCAGCUGGAUAUUUAGGAUCAUCAUUCUGGGGGAUGGUUUUAAUACUGGCAUCAACAAAUCUUCUAGCAGCGAGAAUUGCUGCUGGAUGUUUAGCAGCCGCCUUGAUUAUUGUUCUUUUCGUUGCUAAGAAUUGGACACUUCGCGGGCUUUGCAUAGGAUUCAUUAUCGUUCUGGCUAUCGUUUGGGUUUUACAAGAAACAACAGAAGUUCGAAUUCUUCGGUAUAUCAUAAUGUUCAUUGGUGUGAUGAACAGUGUAUUUUCAAUUUAUGAUAUAUACGGAGACUUAAUUUCUCGACAGGUUCACACUAGUGAUGCGGAGAAGUUUGCUGAAGUCUGUCCUUGUCCGUGUAAUGGUGUUGGGUGGGGUGUCAUUUGGGGGCUUGUGUCUCUCAUUUUUCUUGGUGUGGCUACAUACUUUGGUCUCGUGAUCCUGUCUCAAGGUUAAUGCCAUUUAGAAGCUCAACAAGUUCUACAUCUGUAGGUCAAAUAUUUAUGCACAGUAUAGUGAGGAUUGAAGAAAGCAGCAUACAAAGUAUACAUUCGUGGUAAAAUUUCGUACCACCACAACUUGCAAAACUUCUGAUCAUUUAUUGAAGCUUUAGAUCAUUAAGUUUCACAUUGUUGGCACUUGUAGCUUCCAAGUGCUUAUAGCAAUUUAAGGCUUAUAUACCUGAUCUGAUUUUACUAGGAACUGGUAUAGUUAAUUUUUUGGUCAAAUAAAAUAGUUUGUUCAAAAAUUGAUAGUUAUUCUUGUUGGAAACAUAUGUAUCAGCAUGUGUUUGCCAAGUUUUGUACUGUAUAAUAUGCGAAAUAUGUUUGAUGGUGUACGGCUCACCACCCGGUAAGGUGAGAAUCCAACUGUGAGGUCUCAUUUUUGGGAUCGUAUUUUUCUUGUUUUCA
Erigeron canadensis is the source of this 1465-nucleotide messenger RNA. RefSeq lists its product as uncharacterized. The coding region runs from base 303 to 1010 and encodes 235 amino acids. The record is from RefSeq and is a predicted model, not a curated record. Lineage: Eukaryota; Viridiplantae; Streptophyta; Magnoliopsida; Asterales; Asteraceae. The transcript is spliced from 10 exons.